This is a messenger RNA of Drosophila hydei, 1763 nucleotides long. It is a transcript of the gene tilB, whose product is annotated as protein tilB. Gene Ontology annotation, molecular function: protein binding. Lineage: Eukaryota; Metazoa; Arthropoda; Insecta; Diptera; Drosophilidae. Gene Ontology annotation, cellular component: cytoplasm. Gene Ontology annotation, biological process: outer dynein arm assembly. The record is from RefSeq and is a predicted model, not a curated record. The coding region runs from base 132 to 1295 and encodes 387 amino acids. The transcript is spliced from 4 exons.
ACGUCCAAUAACAACUGCACAGGAAACGAGCUGAACCUAGCAACGCAGUGGCCUUUGUUUGUUUAUAGUUUGAAUUAGUUGAAUCUAGUCUUCUACACAGACCUCAUUAAUAUUUAUACUAUUUCGUAAUUAUGGUGCGCAUUACCGAGGAGCUGGUGCGCAAAAAGUCGGAGCAUAAUGAGCGACUAAUUAGCACGCUGGAGGAGCUGUCGCUGCACCAAGAGGAUAUCGAAUGCAUUGAGCACAUACAGAACUGGUGUCGCGAUCUUAAGAUACUGCUGCUGCAGUCUAAUCUCAUAGCACGGCUAGAGAAUCUGUUCAAGCUGAAGCGUCUCGAGUAUCUCAAUGUGGCAGUUAACAAUAUUGAGCGCAUCGAAAACUUGGAAAGUCUCGAGUCGCUCAACAAGCUCGACCUGACGCUUAACUUCAUUGGCGAGCUGACCAGCGUGGAGUCGCUAAUUGGCAAUUACAAUUUACGCGAACUAAUUCUGAUUGGUAAUCCGUGUGCCGACUAUCCCCACUAUCGUGAGUAUGUGGUGGGCACCUUGCUGCAGCUGCAGAGCCUCGACUGCAAGGAGAUAUUGCCCACAGAGCGCCUGCAAGCGCAGCGUCUCGUGCAACAGCAUCGAGCUGUUAUCGUUCAGUGCCAGCUGGCACAGGCCAUAGAACGGGAUGAGCAACGGAUACGCGUGGCCGAGCAGCAGAACGAAUUGACUAAACAGUGCGCCGACAUAGAGGACGAGGAAGAGCGUAGACGCAUCUUCUGGAACACCAAGAGUGAGCACUGCCCGGAGGUACGCACCGAGAUAGCACGUCAGCACAAGCUUGGCCGCGAAAAGCACGAACCGUCACCAAAUCCAUUGACAACAAAUAUGAAGCGAACGCCACAUCUGUUUGCGCCCUGCGGACGACCCUACAACAUCAACCAGGCCAAAUUGCCGUUCAACUUCCAGGAUGAGGCCGAUCACUAUAGUCUGCUAUUGGAAGUCUACAAGCAUCUGGACACAUCUCUGAUUGAUGUGGACGUACAGACAAACUAUGUGCGUGUCACGGUCAAGGGGAAGAUCUUUCAAAUGGCCUACAGCGAGGAGGUCAAGCCGGAUGACUCCGUUGUGCAGCGUUCCCAAAUCACUGGGCAUCUGCAGAUCCUGCUCAAAAAGCUAAAGCCCAACGAGUUGCUCGCCGUCAAGUCCAUGCAUGCGCCGAAGAAAAGUGCUCCUGCUGCAAAGGAACCGUGCGGUACAGUCGAUAUUGGCAAUAUUUGCGCUCCGCCCGAUUUGCCCGACUUGAUCUAGAUGACGAGGCGAGACACAAGGCCUUAUUUUUUUUUUAUUUAAAAAUUGUUUAUUUAAAUAUUUUUUUUUUGUUUGUUUGUUUGGGGUUUUCUGUUUCGUUGCUGCGCCUCUCAUAUUCCUGCUGCCUUCUAGUGUUAUAACUCUGCGCUGACCCAGCAUAGUACCAGAUGUCUAUAUAUACAUAUAUACAUAUACAAAUGUAUAUAUACAUAUAUAUAUAUAUGCUUGCUUAUAUUGUAUAUGUAGUUACAAUUCAUGAUGUACAUUCGUGUCAGUGUCUGUGUGUAUGUGUGUGUGUGUGAGGUGGAUUUAAAAAAGAUGAUGCAAACGCAUACUAAAAAUUUAAAUUAUUGCUUUACGUUCACUAAGUUUGCUUUUUGUGAUCUAAAUGGGAAUAAUGAUGCUAAGUUAUAGAAACCGUUUGCCAAAAAAUCCUCACUACGCUGGUAUAUAUAAAUAUAUUUAUAU